AUGCUGAAUUUCAACGGUCCUCAGUUGAAAAACACUGCUGCUGAGCCGGUAUGGAAGGUGCUGAUCUACGACAGGUGUGGCCAGGACAUCAUCUCCCCUCUGCUGGCAGUCAAAGAGCUACGGGAAAUGGGGAUCACUUUGCACUUGUGAGUAGGCCUAACUCACAAUUUGACGUCACUGUUAGUAAUCUAUUAGUCUCCUUCACAAAAGGUAAAUUUAGAGAAAGCAAAAAUCAUGAUACGUCAGACAAAUAAUUGAUAAGGCUGUAAAGACAUUGAACCUUCAACUGGUGAAUCUAUUGAUAAUGAAGGAGCUACCAGUGCAGUAUAUUUCAAAGGACAACAACAGUUUUGAGAAAAGGAAUUUGAGUCAAUAAUGAAUUGAGUAAUUGCAAAUAAGUCCACACACACAGCGUUGACUUGGUGUCAAUCAAUAGAGGAUACAGUAAUCUAGAAAGGUCUUCAAUGUAUUUUAUCUUUCUCUAUAGGUUGCUUCAUUCAGACAGAGAUCCCAUCCCGGAUGUGCCAGCCAUCUAUUUUGUAAUGCCGACAGAGGAGAACAUUGACCGGAUAUGCCAAGUAAACAUCCCUCACUCAGAACUUCAACAUGACAUCAUCAGAUAUUUUUAUACUAGGGAUAGGCCAAGUUGAUAAGGACAAAUGUCUUCGGCCACCGAGUCUAUGAAUUUAGUGGCCUUGCCCAGAUAAAAUGAUUUGUUGUCCAAACGUAACAUUCCAGACAUCUAACAUCCUACUAGUCGGUAUAUUGUUCCAUUCCAUUGUUUUGUCUCUCUUUCUCAGGACCUUCGUAGUCAGCUGUAUGAGUCCUACUAUUUGAACUUCAUCUCAGCCAUAUCCAGAAGUAAACUAGAGGAUAUUGCCAGUGCAGCUCUCUCAGCCAACGCUAUCACACAGGUUACCAAGGUGAGUCUACAACACACUCGUUUACGUCUCUGCCAGGCUACAUCUCAAAUGGUACCCUAUUCCCUAUAUGGUGCAUUACCUUUUGCCUGUAGGGCUCUGGUGAAAAGUAGUGCACUAUAAAGGGGAUAGUGUGCAAUUUGGGACUCAGUUCCAGGAAUUUUCUAUAAAUCACAUCACAGGGUAUUGACAGCCUUGUAAGAGUAAGGUCUUUUUUGCUUUCGUAGGUGUUCGAUCAGUAUUUGAACUUCAUCACACUUGAAGAUGAUAUGUUCAUCCUCAGCAAUCAAAAUAAAGAGCUCAUCUCCUACCAUGGUAAUAAGUUCAUUGGAUUCAGAAACAGGGCAAGAUUUGAUAUUGUCAAAAGGAAACUAAAGAACUGUUUUUAUUCACAUAUUACCUUCAGAUUGUCUUCUUGAUUAGCUGGCAUGAUUGUAUUUGACUUCCUGUUUUCCUAUUCCCUUUUGAUUAGCAAUUAACAAACCGGACAUCAUGGACACAGAGAUGGAGGCCAUCAUGGAUACGAUAGUAGACAGUCUCUUCUGCUUCUUUGUCACUCUGGGUGCGUCCUUCAACACAACGUUAUCAAUGCCACAAUACUAUUGAGACUCCUGAGAGAACAUUGCUUUGGUAUUUCAAAAUAUGCUGUGAGAUUUAUUUAUUUACUCAGGUGGUUAUACCAUUUCUACCUGCUAGAUGGCAGCAUUACUACUAUUAUUACUCACCUGAAUCGAAGCAGUACCAAGAUAAUAGUUCUUCUGAGAGAGGAAAACUGUUUGAAAGUAAAGGGUUUUGUCUGAAAGUGUGACUAUAUAGAUGACACUUUGAACAAAACAAACCCACCUUGCAGUCUGUGUAAGAUUCUCAGUUUUAUCCUAAUGGGAUUCAGCCCCCACUAGACUCCAGCAUAUCUCUAUAGAGAAGCUCUGCUAAAGUCUUCCAUGCCCUCUAUUGGCAGCUAACAGGUCUGUUUUGUUUUCUUAGGUGCUGUCCCCAUAAUCCGCUGUCCAAGAGGGAAUGCUGCGGAGAUGGUCGCGGUGGUGAGCAUCAUCCUCCUUCAUUUAAAACCAUCUGAAGUCGUCUCAGCCUCUGUCAGGGGCCCAGUCUGUCUGUCUGAACACUUUGUAUUACGUCUUGGCAGUGCAGACAGGCCUGGGAGAGUAGUACCCAUCCUCAGUGGGUACAGUGAAAGGGGAAAUUAGUCAUUUGAGGACCACCCCAAAUCCAACCACCUCCAGAAUCUGACUGUAUUUGCAGGUGGAUUCUUUAUGUGUGAAGGAAUGUUGAUGCAGUCUGUGUGGAAGCUGAUCCUCCAGGGGCCUUAAUGGAUGGAUGGAGUGGUUCUCCUCUACUUACACAGCACUGCUCUUUGUUCCCUGUACUGCUGUGUUGUGGUGGUGGUCUCUAAGCUCUCAAUGCAACCCUGCAGGACUGUGUGCUUAGUGUUUAUUUGGUUCAGAAGAUAAGGUCUCUUACCUAGCUAAUUAAAUAAGAGACUAAACCAUCUUAAACCCAGUUUCUCUGUUGCAGAAACUUGACAAGAAGCUUCGGGAGAACCUGCGAGACGCCAGAAACAGCCUGUUCACUGGAGACAACAUGGGGGCCGGCCAGUUCAGGUGGUUCAGGGUGCUGUAGACUAGUAAACUGGGUAUGAACCAUAAAGAGAGCAGACUAGAUGAAGACAUUCAUCCCAUUUUGUACUUUACCAUGGAAAGCCUACUCCAUUCCACAUAAAAUGGCUUCCCACACGCACUGUGUUUCACUGUGUCUUUGUUUAACUGUGGAAAUGUGAUCUCCUGCUUUUCUCCUCUCCAGACCCACUGAGCAGUUAGCUAGGCCUUCACUAAGACCCACUGAGCAGUUAGCUAGGCCUUCACUAAGACCCACUGAGCAGUUAGCUAGGCCUUCACUAAGACCCACUGAGCAGUUAGUUUGGCCUUCACUAAGACCCACUGAGCAGUUAGCUAGGCCUUCACUAAGACCCACUGAGCAGUUAGCUAGGCCUUCACUGAGUGGUGGAUGAAGAGAAAACAGUCAUGCCUCUUCUGGGAAAAUCUAAGCUGGAUCCAUUUCAAGUGUUCUUUUGUUUUUGCUGUGGUGGAGCGUAGAGAGAGAGCCUAGUCAGUGGGGAACUCUGGGUACAUUUAUCAUCCUGUCAUUUCAUCUCUGUCUGUCUCUCUCUCUUCAGCUUCCAGAGACCCCUAUUUGUACUUGCUGACCGCAACCUGGAUCUUGCCACCCCCCUCCACCACACAUGGACCUAUCAGGCCCUCAUCCACGACGUGCUGGUAAGACUGACAGGAUACAGGGAGAGAGAGGAGCAGAUCUGUCUUUCAUACUCCCGCCACAAUGGUAUGAUGGACUUAACAGACGCAUCAUACACUUUGACAAAAACUAAGGGCUUACUCAUGAGAAAUGUCCACUCUGCAGUCUGGACUCAUUCCAUGUGAAUUGUGUUGUGUGUAUGGUAUUUUACACUGUGAGUCUGAACUGGUCUGCUCAAUAGUGUGAAUAGGGUAUAUACAGUACACUAAGGUGUGUGGUUUUUCAAGGUAGCGAACAGAUUUUACUUGGAAUGUUAUUUCUGAGAUACUGCAAUUACUUUGUGUAAGAUGAAGAGGGUACAUUUUACAUUUUAGUCAUUUAGCAGACGCUCUUAUCCAGAGCGACUUACAGUUAGUGAGUGCAUACAUUUCUUUUUUUUCAUACUGGCCCCCCGUGGGAAUUGAACCCACAACACUGGUGUUGCAAACGCCAUGCUCUACCAACUGAGCUACACGGUGUCAGAGGUCAUAUAUAUUAGUGAGGAAACAUUUUCCAGCAUCCGUGCCUUUAAAUUAUUUGUGGUGUAGAGUGGACCGACCUGUCUACUAUCCUACCCUUGGUUUUCAGCAUUGCAGGUCCUUUGUUUAGCCUCGAUAUACAGUACCAGUCAAAAGUUUGGACACACCUACUCAUUCAAGGGUUUUUCUUUAUUUUUACUAUUUUCUACAUUGUAGAAUAAUAGUGAAGACAUUUAAAACUAUGAAAUAACACAUGGAAUCAUGUAGUAACCAAUAAAGUGUUAAAUAAAUCAAAAUAUAUAUUUUUUUUUAAUUUGAGAUUCUUCAAAAUAGCCACCCUUUGCCUUGAUGACAGCUUUGCACACUCUUGGCAUUCUUUCAACCAGCUUCAUGAGGUAGUCACCUGGAAUGCUUUGUGCCUUCUUAAAAGUAAAUUUGUGGAAUUUAUUUCCUUCUUAAUGCGUUUGAACCGAUCAGUUGUGUUGUGACAAGGUAGGGAUGGUAUACAGAAGAUAGCCCUAUUUGGUAAAAUACCAAGUCUUGGUUUUUUGCGACUGCACUUGAAGAAACUUUCAAAGUUCUUGAAAUUCUCCGGAUUGACUGACCUUCAUGUCUUAAAGUAAUGAUGGACUGUCGUUUCCCUUUGCUUAUUUGAGCUGUUCUUGCCAUAAUAUGGACUUGGUCUUUUACCAAAUAGGGCUAUCUUCUGUAUACCACCCCUACUUUGUCACAACACAACUGAUUGGCUCAAAUGCAUUAAGAAGGAAAUAAAUUCCACAAAUUAACUUUUAAGAAGGCACACCUGUUAAUUUAAAUGCAUUCCAGGUGACUACCUCAUGAAGCUGGUUGAGAGAAUGCCAAGAGUGUGCUACUUCGAAGAAUCUCAAAUAUAAAAUAUAUUUUCAUUUGUUUAACACUUUAUUGGUUACUACAUGAUUCCAUAUGUGUUAUUUCAUAGUUUUGAUGUCUUCACUAUUAUUCUACAAUGUAGAAAAUAGUAAAAAUAAAGAAAAACCCUGGAAUGAGUAGGUGUUCUAAAAUAUUUGACUGGUACUGUAUGUAUGACAGCGGUUGUUAUUUUGAAGGUAGGCUAUGAUGAUGUUAGUAGAUAUCAAUGUUUAUCCCAGCGGUAUCUAUGGCUCAGUCUGUUUUCUAAUGUUUUGAGCAGAAAUAUGACCAGACUUCACAUCCAAUAGGAUCUCUGCCAGCUGUCAAACACCUUCCCAACACUGAGUAACUAGUGUCUGUACCGGUGUCUGUUUAUUUGUGUGUGUGUGUCCCAGGACUUCCACCUGAACAGGGUCAGUAUGGAUGAGUCUGUGGGGUCAGAAGCCUCCCCUGCCGGAGCCAGACCCAAGAAGAAGAACAAGAAGAGUUAUGACCUCACAGCAGCCGACAUGUUCUGGCUGAAACACAAGGGCAGGUUAGGAACUCACUUGUGAUCAGUUACUGAUUUAGAAGGUAGCUCGUGGCUGACGCUUUAUAACUAGGUAGCAACAGUAUAUUCCAAGUUUUGCUGGUUAGAUACUAAAUUCUGUUGGCUAAAUUGGAUUAAACUACUGAUUUAGAAGGUAGUCUGCAGGUGAUGCUUUAUAACUCAGUAGCAACAGUAUAUUUGGAGCUUUGCCGUAGUGAAGUCCUUCUUGGCUGAGGGGUUGUUCUGACUCUUCCAGCCCGUUCCCGGAGGUGGCUGAGUCUGUACAGGAGGAGUUAGACACGUACCGAGCCCAAGAGGACGAGGUGAAACGCCUCAAGAGCAUCAUGGUAAGAGAGGCACACAGGUGGUUUUAUAGAGCUAUUCAAUGAAGUAGUCUCACUGAAAACAAUAGACAACACUCGCACUUGCAUAUUCCCCACUAAAAUAACUUAGUUUUCUUCUCCAGGGGUUGGAGGGUGAGGAUGAGGGAGCCAUUAGUAGUAUUAGUAUGUCAGACAACACUGCAAAACUUACCUCAGCUGUCAGGUGAGCAUCAAUGUAGAAUAUACAGUAUUUAUCUGUUUUAUUAUGUCUUUGUUCAUUACUGCACCAUUAUUGACAGUUCUCAGUCGGUACCAAAACUGUUCUGUGUUUCCUCUAUCAGCUCCCUACCAGAGCUUCUGGAGAAGAAGAGGCUGAUUGACCUCCACACUAACGUAGCCACCGCCGUUCUGGAUCACAUUAAGGUCAGUGUUUAACACUGUCUUGGCCAGACAGGGUGUUCUCUGUGUCUAGAGAGAGAGGGUUCUCUCUAUGUCCUCUCCAUGUCCACAGUGCACAGCGUCCCAUUAACACUGUUCUCUGAUAUUGGACACCUAUGGAAGACUGUUGUGCUGUGCAGUCACAUUGUGAGCUCUACCAUCUCAGAGCACUGACUAUAAAGUUGUUACUAAAUCUGGCAAAGACUGCCUAAACAUCCUCUUGAACUAAUGUACACCUUAUGGGAUGUAUCCACAGAGCCGUAAACUGGACGUGUACUUUGAGUACGAGGAGAAGCUGAUGAGUAAAUCCACCCUGGAUAAGUCUUUACUGGACAUCAUCAGUGACCCAGACGGUAGAUGUGCCACUGUGCUUAUCUUGGCCAGCACUGACAUAAAUCAUGCAUAUGUGUUUUACUUUUUCAAGCUUUGGAAGUACCUGAGAUGCCUGUUUUGAAGGUUUGUUAAACAACAGCUUUUCUCUUUGUAACAGCUGGAACACCAGAGGACAAGAUGAGACUCUUUCUGAUAUUCUACAUCACAGCCCUGCAGCCCACUUCAGAGGUGAGGCCUGGCCCCCUCCUAACCCUAACCCUUACCCUAACAAUCUAAACCCUCCUGACCCUAACGGUCUAACCCCUCCUAACCCUUACCCUAACGGUCUAACCCUCCUAACGGCUAACCCCUCCUAACCCUUACCCUAACGGUCUAACCCCUCCUACCUACCCUAACGUCUAACCCUCCUAACCCUACCCUAACGGUCUAACCCCUCCUAACCCUUACCCUAACGUCUAACCCCUCCUUACCCUAACGUCUAACCCUCUAACCCUUACCUUAAACGGUCUAACCCCUCCUAACCCUUACCCUAACGGUCUAAGCCCUCCUCCUACCCUAACGGUCUAACCCUCCUAACCCUUACCCUAACGGUCUAACCCUCCUAACCCUUACCUAACGGUCUAACCCCUCCUAACCCUUACCCUAACGGCACUAACCCUCCUAACCCUUACCCUAACGGUCUAACCCCUCCUAACCCUUACCCUAACGGUCUAACCCCUCCUAACCCUUACCCUAACGAUCUAACCCCUCCUAACCCUUACCCCUUAACUGGUCUAACCCCUCCUAACCCUUACCCUAAGGUCUAACCCCCCUAACCCUUACCCUAACGGUCUAACCCUCCUAACCCUACGGUCUAACCCCUAACCUUACCCUAACGGUCUAACCCCUCCUAACCCUUACCCUAACCGCUCUAACCCUUUCGCUAACCCUCUACCCUAACGGUCUAACCCCUCCUAACCCUUACCCUAACGAUCUAACCCCUCCUUACCCUUACCCUAACGGUCUAACCCCUCCUAACCCUUACCCUAACGAUCUAACCCCUCUAACCUUACCCUAACGGUCUAACCCCUCCUAACCCUUACCCUAACGAUCUAACCCCUCCUUACCCUAACGGUCUAACCCCUCCUAACCCUUACCCUAACGAUCUAACCCCUCCUACUUACCCUAACGGUCUAACCCCUCCUAACCUUACCUAUACCCCUAACGAUCUAACCCUCCUAACCCUUACCCUAACGUCUAACCCUCCUGACCCUACGUCUAACCCCUCCUAACCCUUACCUUAAGGUCUAACCCCUCCUAACCCUUACCUUAAACGGUCUAACCCUCCUAACCUUACCUACGUCUACCCUAACGGUCUAACCCUCCUAACCCUUACCCUAACGAGCUAAACCCCUCCUAACCCUACGAUCUAACCCCCAUCCCCUAACCCUUACCCCUAACGGUCUCAAAAACCACCCUCCCUAACCCUUACCCUAACGAUCUCAACCCCUCCUAAACCCUUACCCAACGAUCUAAACCCCUCCCUGACCCUAACGGUCAAACCCCUCCUAAACCCUUACCCUAACUAUCUAAACCCCAUCCUAACCCCUUACCCUAAACGGCCUACCCUUACCCUAACGGUCUAACCCCUCCAACCCUUACCCCUAAAUGUCUAACCCCUCCUAACCCUUACCCCUAAAGGUCUAACCCCUCCUAACCCUUACCCUAAAGGUCUAACCCCUCCUAACCCUUACCCUAACGGUCUAACCCCUCCUAACCCUUACCCUAACGAUCUAACCCCUCCUAACCCUAACUGUCUAACCCCUCCUAACCCUAACGGUCUAACCCCUCCUAACCCUUACCCUAAUGAUCUAACCCCUCCUGACCCUAACGGUCUAACCCCUCCUAACCCUUACCCUAACGGUCUAUCCCCUCCUAACCCUUACCCUAACGAUCUAACCCCUCCUAACCCUUACCCUAAUGGUCUAACCCCUCCUAACCCUUACCCUAACGGCCUAACCCCUCCUAACCCUUACCCUAACGGUCUAACCCCUCCUAACCCUUACCCUAACGGUCUAACCCCUCCUAACCCUUACCCUAACGGUCUAACCCUUACGGUCUAACCCCUCCUAACCCUUACCCUAACGGUCUAACCCCUCCUAACCCUUACCCUAACGGUCUAACCCCUCCUAACCCUUACCCUAAUGGUCUAACCCCUCCUAACCCUUACCCUAAUGGUCUAACCCCUCCUAACCCUGACCCUGUCCCUAUCCAACACAUAUAUACUAGACUAAACCCUGUCCCUAUAAAAAACAUGCUAUACUCACAUCACACAUUCUGUCCCCAUCAAACACAUGCCAAACUAGACUCCAUCACAGGUCAGGGGAGGACCCACAGGAUACAGGCCUCUCUGUUAGGGAACUCUAUGUUGAUAUACUGCUGUUCCACUGCAGUCAUAUGCAGUAUCAUGUCCAAUGGACCAAAAACAACACAAUAGCAACCUCAAUGGAGACACUUUGUGGUUUCACUGGAUGUUCCUCCUCCCAGAGUGCAAAGAACCUUGGCGUGGCCCUGGACAACACCCUGUCGUUCUCCGCUAACAUCAAAGCGGUGACCCGAUCCUGCAGGUUCAUGCUGUACAACAUUCGCAGAGUACGACCCUACCUUACACAGAAACCGGCACAGGUCCUAAUCCAGGCACUUGUCAUCUCCCAUCUGGAUUACUGCAACUCGCUGUUGACUGGGCUCCCUGCCUGUGCCAUUAAACCCCUACAACUUAUCCAGAACGCUGCAGCCCGUCUGGUGUUCAACCUUCCCAAGUUCUCGCAUGUCACCCCGUUCCUCCGCACACUCCACUGGUUUCCAGUUGAAGCUCGCAUCUACUACAAAACCAUGGUGCUUGCCUACGGAGCUGUGAGGGAAACGGCACCUCCUUACCUUCAGGCUCUGAUCAGACCCUACACCCAAACGAGGGCACUACGUUCAUCCACCUCUGGCCUGCUAGCCCCCCUUACCUCUACGGAAGCACAGUUCCCGCUCUGCCCAGUCAAAGCUAUUCGAUGCUCUGGCACCCCAAUGGUGGAACAAGCUCCCCCACGACGCCAGGACAGCGGAGUCACUGACCACCUUCCGGAGACACUUGAAACCCUACCUCUUUAAGGAAUACCUGGAAUAGUAUAACAGUAAUCCUUCUACCCCCCCCCCCCCCCCAUUAAAAAAAAAAAGGGGGGGGAAAAAGGGUGGUUGUCCCACUGUCUAUCCUAAGUUGAAUGCACCAAUUUGUAAGUCGCUCUGGAUAAGAGUGUCUGCUAAAUGACUUAAAUGUAAUGUGGAAGUCUUAGCAAAAACACAAUACACAAUAUGUAAAACCUUGGCCCUGGCUUGGAUUUCAUUGUGUAGAACACCAUUAAGCAAAACACCAAUUCCCAACAUUUCAUUUUUCAUAUGAUAUUCAAACCAGCUUUUCUUCUGACAACAUUCAAAAGCUUUAUUGUUCAAUAUGACGCAUGUAGAGGUAGAUUCCAGGAACAUUGAAACCCUUUGAAGCCGCGGCCAAACAUCAUUACUCCAGAAGUCCAAUAAUGCUAGCUUGUUCUGUUCUGAGCAUCCCAAGGCCCUCUGUAUAGGAGGCCACCUGGCUCUCCACAAUGACUGGGGGUUCUACGUCCCGUCUGUUCUCUUCAGUGAGAUGAGGGCUGAUCUUGGAUCAGUUUCCCACCCCCGUCCGUAUAACCAUAUUCACUAUCAUCUAAAAGACAAAACUGAUCACAGAAUAGCACUACUACUCUGAGGCGCUUUGUUAAUACGGGCCCAGGUUUCUGGCUGCGGCGGCAGGCUGGGAUCAGUGUUAGGAUCAGGCUGUCCUGGAGCAUCAUGUUGAUCGAUGGUCUUCAUAACAGCCCUUCUCCUCUGAGACACCAUGCUGUUUCCCGACCUGACAGCUGAAGUCAAGCAGGAAUAAUUUUUCUACCACUAAUGUCUGUGGCCUUUCAACUCUGUCCUCCCCUGAACCUGAACCCGCCCUGGGCAGAUUAUCACCAUUACCCUCUCCUCUCCGGUCCAUCCGUCCACUCCUGCUCUUUAGGUUAUUUGUUUUCCCUGGCUGAUGCGGUGUAACAUCAGUUUAGUUACAUAAAACAGUACUUGUCUCUGCUGUCAUUGAGCACUAUACUGAUGCUACCACCAUACACAUGUCACACUUGGCCUCACACUCUGUUUAUGAUGAAUAUGUGUUGAUUCCUUCGGGGUACAAAGUCCCUGGUGGGUAAAUACCCUACUAGACCUCGAAUGCCUGCUCCAUCACUUGUAUGGUUUACCUUGGUGAAAACAGGCCUUCUGUAUGUUAAAAUAAAUAAUAUGCCAUUUAGCAGACGCUUUUAUCCAAAGUGACUUACAGUCAUAUUCUGUGUUGUAGACUGAUCUGGACCAAUACAAGAAGGCUCUGCUAGACACAGGCUGUGACCUGUCCCCUGUCAACUACAUCAAGCAGUGGAAGUAAGUUGGUCCAUCAAAUUAUGUUUCAUACAUACAGAACAAAACAUAAUAGUAAACCACAUUGUUUUAGACAACAAGCUACUUAUAUAUUGUGAAUAUUUUGUUUUUUCCCCCAGGGCUUUCACUAAGAUUGCUGCCACACCAUCUAACUAUGGGAACAGCGGUGUAAAACCUAUGGGGUAAGAGCGAGAGUGUGUGUCCCUUUCCAUAGACCACGGUUUUAAUCAUAGUUUAUUUACUAACUUUAUUUAACCAGGUAAGUUAUUGAGAACACAUUCUCUUUUACAAUAACAACAUAGUCCAUGCUAGUCCCAUAGUCCUAACCCCCGUGUUGACCCUGUCCUAACCCCCGUGUUGACCCUGUCCACCCCGGUGACCCUGUCUAACCCCCGUGACCGUCUAACCCCGUGACCCUGUCCUAACCACCGUGUUGACCCUGUCCUAACCACCGUGUUGACCUGUCCUAACCACGUGUGACCUUCUAACCCCCGCGUUGACCCAGGUCCUAACCCCCGGUUGGACCCCCCCCUUGACCCUGUCCUAACCCCCGCGUUGACCCUGUCCUAACCCCCGUGUUGACCCUGUCCUAACCCCCGCGUUGACCCUGUCCUAACCCCCGUGUUGACCCUGUCCUAACCCCGCGUUGACCUGUCCACCGUGUACCUGUCCUAACCCCUGUGCCCUGUCCUAACCACCUUUGACCCGUCCAACCCCCCCGUUGACCCUGUCCCAACCCCCGCGUUGACCCUGUCCCAACCCCCGUUACCCGUCCCACCCCCGCGUUGACCCUGUCCCAAACCCCCGCGUUGACCCUGUCCCAAACCCCCGCGUUGACCCUGUCCUCCUCCUGUCUCUAUGUCCCACAGCCUCUUCUCUCGAGUGAUGAACUCUGGCUCCCAGUUUGUCAUGGAGGGGGUGAAGAACCUGGUGCUCAAACAGCAUGUAAGUAGAGAGAGAGAGAGAAAUAAAUUUACACACAGGAUGAGUAGGAAGAUACUGAAUGUCUCCAAAUCUUACUCCUCCUACUCCCUCCUCCACAGACAGAGGAGAGGAGCAGUAUCUCAAUACUGUCUGUAUGUGUGUUUUUAGUGUCCAGAUGUCACUUGGCUUUGAUGGGAAGGUUUUGCCUGGAGACGUAUGAUAAUAUCUCACGUAGCUGCUAAGUUAGAGUCUGUAAUGAAUGAUAUCAUCUGGGGAGCAAGGACAGAGUUUGAAAGAGUUUAUCUUUCAGAACCUGCCCGUCACGCGUAUCCUGGACAACCUGAUGGAGAUGAAGUCCAACCCGGUGAGUCUCCUUCUCUCUUCCCUUCUCUCUCCUCUUUUCUAACUUCCCUUCUCUCUCCUCUCUUCUCUUCUCUUCUCUUCCCGCUCUACAUUGGACAUUCUUCUCUCUUCUCUUCUCUUCUCCUCUCUUCCCGCUCUACAUUGGACAUUCUUCUCCUCUCCUCUCUCCUCUUCUCUCUCCUCUCUUCUCUUCACUCUCUCCUCUCCCUUUUCCUCUUCCUCUCCUCUUCCCUCCCCCUCUCUUCCCGCUCUACAUUGGACAUUCCUCUAUGUAUGUUUGUUGCACCAUCACAUUCAGGAGGGAAGCACGCUGAUGGAGACAGUGGCAAAAAGAUGGACAAUCUGAGCGCUUGAUGGUUUUUGCGACAGCACUUGACGAAACGUUAAAAGUUCUUGAACGUUUUCCGUAUUGGCUGACCUUCAUGUCUUAAAGUAAUGAUGGACUGUCGUUUCUCUUUGCUUAUUUGAGCGAUUCUUGACAUAAUAUGGACUUGGUAUUUUACCAAAUAGGGCUAUCUUCUGUAUACCACCCCUACUUUGUCACAACACAACUGAUUGGCUCAAACGCAUUAAGAUGGAAAGAAAUUCCACAAAUUAACUUUUAAGAAGGCACACUUGUUAAUUGAAAUGCAUUCUAGGUGACUACCUCAUGAAGCUGGUUGAGAGAAUGCCAAGAGUGUGCAAAGCUGUCAUCAAGGCAAAGGGUGGCUAUUUGAAGAAUCUCAAAUAUAAAAUAUAUUUUGAUUUGUUUAACACUUUUUUGGUUACUACAUGAUUCCAUAUGUGUUAUUUCAUAGUUUUGAUGUCUUCACUAAUAUUCUACAAUGUAGAAAAUAGUAAAAAUAAAGAAAAACCCUUGAAUGAGUAGGUGUGUCCAAACCUUUUACUGGUAGUGUAUAUAGCUAAGCUACUUUGUAAAAUGUAAAACACAUGUCUGCAGUGGUGUGCAUAGCUGUGGAUGACAUAGGCUCCUCACUGUGUAAAAGGGUUUGUCAAGUAAGUCAGUCAUGUGUAGAUAUACCAGGAGGCUUCUGCUAGAACAGGGGGAGGGGGGGAGCGAGAGGGAGGGAGGGCAGGUGUUGUCUGAUCAAUUUUUUUUAUUUUUUAUGUGUCUCACAGGAUCCAUGCUGCUUGUACAGGAGUGGUGGUUACUAAGAGGAAUUGGGUGACCUCUGAGCAAUGGGAGGAUUUUAGGGUUUCUAGAAUUGAGUGUGUUGUUUUUGGUGUACUGAUGAUGUUAUAUGAUCUGCAGGAGACUGAUGACUACAGAUACUUUGAUCCCAAGAUGCUGCGUGGCAGUGAGAGGUAAGACUCCGUAAAGAGCUCCAAAGAUAGCACUUAGUUAGUUAAGGCCUCUUAAUAGUCGUGCAUUUCCUGUGCCUGUAAGAUGUUUCUAACACUCCUGCUUUCCAACCAGCUCCAUCCCAAGGAACAAGAACCCGUUUCAAGAGGUGAGUCCUGCCAUGGUCAGCACAUAGAGAGAGACACACACACACACACACAUACAAAUAGGAUCUCCAUGAAGUCCAGUAACUGCUGUGUUGCUGUGGUCCUGAGUACCCCGGACGGUCCUGGUGCUUAGCCUGGCCUGAUUGUGUGAAGGGGAGAGCACUAAUCUAAUCUGUGUGUACUGUAUCUGAACCUGGCAGCCAGAUGUAGCAUUACUGUCUCUAACGGAGACUUUCUCUCCUUCUAUUUUAGGCUAUUGUCUUCGUGGUAGGAGGAGGGAACUACAUAGAAUAUCAAAACCUGGUGGACUACACAAAGGUAGCUUCUUAUUACUCUCUAAAUCUUUUUUCUUUUUUUUUGAGAACCUCUUCAUAUAUCCAGUUGAGUUUUUAUUGAACAAUGUGUAUUUUGUGGUACCCUUUUAGGCAAAGCCAGGGAAGAGGGUGCUGUACGGAUGCAGUGAGCUCUUCAAUGCAGGACAGUUCAUCAAACAGGUAGGAGGACAAACAGACUUUUAAAAAUUUUUAAUAAUAAUACAAUUGAUUAUUAUGUAGUUGAUAAUUAUAUUAUAAUUGAUCAUUAUAUAUUAUAAUUGAUCAUGAUCAGUUUAUAAUAUCAUGAUAUAAAUCAACAGUAAUCAUUAAGCAAGCCCUAAACAUAAUAUGAAAUGAUGACACAUAUUGUAGGUUUGUGUUAAAUAACCUAAACUGCUUAAUUGAUCUCAAAUCUCUUGUUGUUUUGAUAGUUGCUCCAUGCUUUUAUCUCCACAGCUGUCUUCACUUGGCCAAAAGUAAAAACAAGAAAAUAUAUGAACAUUUUCUUCGAUUCCAUUUCUCCUAAAUACUGCAAGCAAGACCUCCCGACUCAUACUGUAUAAUCAUACCUCUAGGUUCUCUCUCUCUCUCUUUCUCUCCAUGUAUUUUAUCAUAUGUACUGUACUUACAUUGUUUGUUUACCUAAUUCUUUACACUCUCAACAAAUAAAGAUUAACAGUCUUACUCAACACUGUUGUGAUGUCUAGUGUCUAUCUAGUGUUUGUACCAGGGUUUUCCAACUUGUCCUUUGUUUAAUCUUAUUCUAGAUCAGAAUAGGGUGUUUUAGCAGGGACUUCCUCUUGCAGCGCACAAGGAUGAACAACUUUUUAUAUUUACAGUCUACAUAUAGCCCCAUUUGUCUGUUUCCGUUCCCCUUAGGUAAUUUUGGAGCUGACCUCAUGAGCCAAGAAGCCGGCAGUUGUUAGUUUUGUUGACCUAGAGUUAUAGCAUGGAGAGCUCACCAUUACUAUACAAGGUGCUGCUGCUUAAUCUCUAUAUUGCUCCACAGCAUAGGCCACUUCCUUGACCAUCUUUCAGUGUGUCACCAAUCGGAGCGUACAGUGAGGGAAAAAAGUAUUUGAUCCCCUGCUGAUUUUGUACGUUUGCCCACUGACAAAGACAUGAUCAGUCUAUAAUUUUAAUGGUAGGUUUAUUUGAACAGUGAGAGACAGAAUAAGAACAAAAAAAUCCAGAAAAACGCAUGUCAGAAAUGUUAUUAAGUCAUUAAGGUUUCGAGGCUGACGUUUGGCAACUCGAACCUUCAGCUCCCUCCACAGAUUUUCUAUGGUAUUAAGGUCUGGAGACUGGCUAGGCCACUCCAGGACCUUAAUGUGCUUCUUCUUGAGCCACUCCUUUGCUGCCUUGGCCGUGUGUUUUGGGUCAUUGUCAUGCUGGAAUACCCAUUUUCAAUGCCCUGGCUGAGGGAAGGAGGUUCUCACCCAAGAUUUGACGGUACAUGGCCCCGUCCAUCGUCCCUUUGAUGCAGUGAAGUUGUCCUGUCCCCUUAGCAGAAAAACACCCCCAAAGCAUAAUGUUUCCACCUCCAUGUUUGACGGUGGGGAUGGUGUUCUUGGGGUCAUAGGCAGCAUUCCUCCUCCAAACACGGUGUGUUGAGUUGAUGCCAAAGAGCUCGAUUUUGGUCUCAUCUGACCACAACACUUUCACCCAGUUCUCCUCUGAAUCAUUCAGAUGUUCAUUGGCAAACUUCAGACGGCCCUGUAUAUGUGCUUUCUUGAGCAGGGGGACCUUGCGGGCGCUGCAGGAUUUCAGUCCUUCACGGCGUAGUGUGUUACCAAUUGUUUUCUUGGUGACUAUGGUCUCAGCUGCCUUGAGAUCAUUGACAAGAUCCUCCCGUGUAGUUCUGGGCUGAUUCCUCACUGUUCUCAUGAUCAUUACAACUCCACGAGGUGAGAUCUUGCAUGGAGCCCCAGGCCGAGGGAGAGUGACAGGUCUUUUUGUGUUUCUUCCAUUUGCGAAUAAUCGCACCAACUGUUGUCACCUUCUCACCAAGCUGCUUGCCGAUGGUCUUGUAGCCCAUUCCAGCCUUGUGUAGGUCUACAAUCUUGUCCCUGACAUCCUUGGAGAGCUCUUUGGUCUUGGCCAUGGUGGAGAGUUUGGAAUCUGAUUGAUUGAUUGCUUCUGUGGACAGGUGUCUUUUAUACAGGUAACAAACUGAGAUUAGGAGCACUCCCUUUAAGAGUGUGCUCCUAAUCUCAGCUCGUUACCUGUAUAAAAGACACCUGGGAGCCAGAAAUCUUUCUGAUUGAGAGGGGGUCAAAUACUUAUUUCCCUCAUUAAAAUGCAAAUGGAUUUAUAACAUUUUUUACAUGCAUUUUUCUGGAUUUUGUUGUUGUUAUUCUGUCUCUCACUGUUCAAAUAAACCUACCAUUAAAAUUAUACACUGAUCAUUUCUUUGUCAGUGGGCAAACGUACAAUAUCAGCAGAGGAUCAAAUACUUUUUUUCCCUCACUGUAUAGCUAAGUGUAUUAUUAGCUGACCUGACUUCUGUGGCUAGCAUUACAUCAGACACUACUAUCAUUAACAGGAUCAAGGGAUUAGGAUAAUAAUGUAUGAAGGACACAACCAUGCCUGUUCUCUCAGUCUAUUGCUGUACGCCUGCCUGCUGCUGGCUGGUGACACAGACAGGGUCAUCAUAUGGAGAGACUGAGAGGGUGAAUCUCAACUCUGUCACACUCUCACUUGGAAUAAAGUCAAGAGAAUGCUACCAUCCACCCGAGUGGUCUCUGGGACACCACUCACUUCACCUGUCCUUAAUCAGAACAACACAGGGCUCUUCAGACGUGUUUGAAAUGAGACCGUUGUGAAAUGUUGGAUCUUGGCCGAGCGGCGCUCAGAAGACAAGGGUGCUGAUGGAGGACACCAUUAUAUCCCGUCCUAAUGUAACUGUCUACAGGGUGUCAGCCAAGGAGGAGACUGCCACUGGUGUUUACUUGUUGAUACUAGGUAAUUAUUCUAAUGUUUACCUUGUCAAACUGCUGUAAAGCUAUACUGUUGCUAAUAUAGAAUAGACAACUUUCACAAAAAAAUACAUGGUAAAUCUUGUGUUAGUGUACUUGUAUACCGAUGCCAUUGUUAUUAUAUAAUGUUAUGAGUUGUGUCUUCAUGGAUAUGGUUUAAAUAGGAAGUGUUUUUAUUUACAUUUCCAGGGUGGCUCUCCUGGCUAGGUAAUGGAGUGGUGAUUCUACUGUUGGUCAAGCGGAGACAACGUCUGGAGCCACAGGACUUCCUCACUCUUAACCUGGCUGUGUCCGACACUGGCAUCGCCAUCUUCGGCUACUCCAGAGGGAUACUGGAAGUCUUCAACGUGUUCAUGGACGACGGACUUCUGAUCAAGACCAUCUGGACCGGCCAGGUACCAAAGGGACAUUGGUUGGUUGGUUGGUUGGUUGGUUGGUGGUUGUUUUUUGGGGGUUGAAUGAUUGAUUGAUUGAUUGAUUUGUUAUUAAAGUGUCUUGCAUUUUUCAGAUGACCUAUAUGGCCCUCUAAGAAUAUUUCUAAUGCUAGUUAUAGUUGCACUGUUUUGAUAGUGGUUUGUGUAUUAUUGUACAGAGGUUGAUACUCUAGCCCUCUUUUGUUAGUAGUCAGGGUUGGGGUUAAUUCCACAAAUUCAAUUAUAAUUAAUUUCUACCGCUCCCUGUAAAUUCCAUUAAAUUCAAUUCAAAUUCCAGGUCAGUCUUUGAAAUCAGAGAUAAUUAAAAUACCUCUCAAUUCCAAUGUUUGGUAAAUUACAAUAAUUAAAUUCCCAAUUUAAUAUUAUCCCAACCCAACAAUUCCACAAAUGUAUAUUCAACUCCUUCAGGCUGAUCAUGUCACUGUUCAGACAGCUUAGCUAUACUGGAAAUAUAGAAAUACACGUUGAAAUGAUUAAAAACAAAUCCUGCAGUAAAAAUGUGUAUACUAAGUGCAUUAAUUCCAUCAACUGGGAAAUGUACAAAUAUUGAAUUCCAAUUUAGUUCCAAUUCAAACAGACCAAACUAAAUUAAAUUGUAAUUGACCCGAACCCUGUUAGGAGUUGUUGUUGUUAUUAUUGAGUUAUUGUUCUAAAGCUUUGAAUGAUGUUUAAGGGCACUUCAUAGAUUGACAAGGGACCCAGAUCUUAUCAAGGAGUUUGUCUGUGAAUGUGAACACAAAACUACAUUAUAGCUACACAGAUAAGAUCAGUACAAUCAUAGCUUACAAUUUCAGAGGAAGGAAUCAGCUCGAGGACAAGUUGUACAAUAACACAUAUUUUAUAUGGUCUUGUAUAUUAGCAUUUUCUACUAUAAAAAAAGUUAAGGAAGUUAAAUCAAACCCUCAGUAGGCUACUGUUACCAUGGCUACCCAGGACUCUCACCAUUCCACUUGACAGAUGACUGGAUUAAACGACAGAAAGAAAACAUCACAUUCCACCAGAGAAUAGUGUGUGUUUUUAUCCUGCAGUAGCCAGUCUACCUGGCUUGUAGCGUGAGAGUCUGGUUAGCGGGUGAUGACACAACACGGUUUGGAAGGAUUCCUCCCUCUCCCACAGGCUGGCAGAGAGCUGCAGGCACUUCAUCAUAAUCUAAAAGUGUGUGUGUGUGCACGUGCGUGUGUGUGCGCGGGUGAGUCUGCGUGUCUGCCUUCCUGAUCCUGCUCUUUGGGUUCAUAAGCAUCAACACACUGACAGCCAUCAGUGUCAUCCACUACAUCAAAGGAUGCCAACCCAGCCAUGGUAUGUAGUCUAUGCUGUGACCCAGGUCCCAGGCCAGGGGGUGUAGGACUGGGGCCUCCCCUGGUCCAGGUGCUCAGGGCAGGGCACCCUGGGUCAAUGGCAGCCACUCUAAACCCCAUUACCUGCUGCUCCAGGUCAAGGCCUUAAACUGUUCAGUGCUCCCUGACUGCCUGUGGGCAAGAUGGCACAGAUGGGACUAUUUAUUAUUAGAGAUAAUCAUAUUAUAAUCUCAAUUGUCGUCAUUGUUUUUUGUGAAAUCACUGUAAUUCGUUUUGUUUCCCAUGAUUCGCCAUAUUACACCAUUUCUGUUUAGUAUCUGGCCUAUGUUCUUAUACGCCAAGGGCUUAAGUCAAGUCUGAGUAACUACAUGUUUUACAUUUUAGUCAUUUAGCAGACGCUCUUAUCCAGAGCGACUUACAGUUAGUGAGUGCAUAUAUUUUUCAUACUGGCCCCCCGUGGGAAUCGAACACACAACCCUGGCGUUGCAAGCGCCAUGCUCUACCAACUGAGCUACACUACGUUUUGUCUUUCAGCUCAUCAUAUUAACAAGCGCAACGUUUCUGUGGUGAUUGUGGCGGUGUGGCUGUGUGCCUUGUUCUGGUCUGGAGUGCCCCUGGUGGGCUGGGGGAGUUACACAGGUAGGAGGAACCUACCCAUGUGACUUCUGGCCUCUCCUUUCACUUCUCUGUAAGAUUUGAUUUAUGUUUGUUGUAAUGAAUGCAUAUACAGCAAAUAAUCUGUAAAUGUAGUGGAAUAUCUAACCAUCAAUUAUCAUAACCAAUCAACCGUAUCAAUUCUCUGUUUUGCAUCUUGCAGCUCAUAGGUAUGGGAUGUGUGAGGAAGACUAGGUCCAGGCCAGGUUCUCUACGUCAUCCUCAUCUUCACCUUCAACUUCUUCAUCCCGGUUGUGAUCAUAUGGUUUUCCUACGUGUCCAUCAUUCGGGCGGUCAACAACAGCCACACGUCCAGCAGAGGGGGAGAGGUCAGCAAGAGACAGAAACGGAUGGAGCGCAGUAUAACAACAGUGAGUGAGUGAGCCCUCAGUCAGCUGUACUCUACAGACAAUUACAGUAGCUGCAGGAUUGGGUACAUACUACAUACUGGUGAAUGCUGUGGGAUUCAAAGUACAAAGCCAAUUUGUGUCUGCUGAUGGUCGGCUCUUUUAGCUAUACACUGCUUUGAUUUCAUUUGCAUUUUUAGUCCAAUGCAAAGUUAUAAUAUUUUGUCAUCUUCAGAAGGUAUUGGUUAGGUCAGUGUUUGUGGCUAUUCAUGUGUAGUGUGUAUUAUUAUACCAACUACUCCCUCCUCCCCCAGGUGUCUCUGAUCCUGUGUUCAGCCUUCCUGCUGGCCUGGUCUCCCUAUGCGGUCAUCUCAAUGUGGUCUGCCUGGGGUCACCAGGUGCCUCCUCUCCACAGCAUCCUAAGUCAGCCAGCUUCUACAACCCCUUCAUCUACCUGGGCAUGA
Messenger RNA from Coregonus sp. 'balchen', 19909 nucleotides. The record is from the annotation of a GenBank genome assembly. NCBI's taxonomy places the organism in Eukaryota, Metazoa, Chordata, Actinopteri, Salmoniformes, Salmonidae.